AUGACCAUCAAACGCGACAGAGAAGACGAGGCCCCCCAAAAGGCCAAGAAGCUAAAGCGCAAGGGAGGCAAAGCAUGCGUCUACUGCCGGCGCAGCCAUAUGGUCUGCGAAGGUGGACGGCCCUGUGAACGAUGCAUUAAGCGCGACAUUGCACAUCUGUGCCGAGACGUCACGCCGCCCGCAUCCAUGCCAGUCAAGAAUGAGCCGGAACCAGAACCCGCUCCACCUCCUCCCCCGCUGUCGCAGCCACAGCCCAUCCUCCCAGAAGUCCAGGUUCCGGAUCAGCCGCAGGACCAGCUAUAUGACGCUGGCUCGUCGAGCUGGCCACUAUUGCCAGACGCCAACGGGAACGCGCAUGACGCGCUCAGCUUUGAUGCCAUGACAAGACAGUCGUCGACCGGCCUGACGGAUGGAUGGGGUGUACACACCAACGCCGAAUUUGGCAUCCUCUCCGACAUGCUCAAGACAUUGCGAGUACCAAGUUUGCCAGGCGGAUUUGUCGACGUGCUCUCACAGGUCGUCAAUAACGGCAAUGGCAGCACGAACAGCAUGCCACUAGACCCACACCAAUUGCCCCCAGGGCUGCUAGAUAACCAACCAGGACCGCAGCUCAACUCGACAGAACCAAUUGCCGGCCCGUCGUCGUUAGAACUCAAGGGCAAGAGCAAAGACAAAGGCAAAGAACCGCUGUCGAGCAUUUCGCGCAUCGAGCAGUACCUCCUCGCGGCCGCCGACCAGCCGAACGGUUCGCGCGCGUCUCGACUCACUCAGGUCAUCCGCGCCAAGUACGAAGCCGGGCUACUCAAGCCGUACGACUACAUCAAGGGUUACGAGCGCAUGAACAGGUGGAUGGACAGCGGGCGCGCAGGCGCACGCGAGGGCUCGCGGGCGAGCAGUCCAACCAAGGGGCACAACGGCGAGCGCAAGCGGCUAGUGGUACCUCCGCCUCCACCAAGUGGCAGCAGUAUUUCGCCAGAGUCGCGCAGACGCAUCCUCGCCGCGCUCGAGGCGUUCCGGCCCAGGUUCCGGCGCAUCGCCAAGGAGCUCACCGACUUGGACUUGGUGUUUGUUGAGGAGGCCAACGAGCGCCUCAUGCUCCAGUAUGACCGUGCCCUCGCGUCCAUCCACACACCGUCGUGCAUCUGGCGCCGCACAGGCGAAAUCCAGAAGGCCAAUCAAGAGUUUGCCAAGCUCACGGGCAUUCCAGCACCGCUGUUCCGCAACGGCCAGCUAUGUGUUUAUGAGCUCAUGGACGAGGACAGCGCAGUGCGCUACUGGGAGGGUUAUGGAAAGGUAGCGUUUGAGAAGGGCCAAAGCUCACUCUACACGUACUGCACGCUCAAGAUUCCCCUGUCGCUCACGCGAGCUCAACCUGCGCGAACACAGGGUAACACGCCAGCCCAUGGCCCGACACAAGCCAUGACGACAGUACCAGACUUUCACCUACCACCCUCGCUAGCCAUGUCGUCGCUAGCUAUGUCUUCGAAUUCCGGCCCAAGCGGUCCACAACACGGAACGAUCGAGGAAGAGUUCCGCGUCAUCAAGACGUGUUUCAGCAUCACGAUCCGGCGUGACCGCUACGGCAUCCCGGUCGCCAUCAUGGGAUCAUGGAUUACGAGCGAGGUAGGUUCGUCAUCCUGA
Molecule: messenger RNA, 1641 nt
Organism: Cutaneotrichosporon cavernicola
Lineage: Eukaryota; Fungi; Basidiomycota; Tremellomycetes; Trichosporonales; Trichosporonaceae
Exons: 6
Coding region: 1-1641 (546 amino acids)
Biological process (GO): regulation of DNA-templated transcription
Cellular component (GO): nucleus
Molecular function (GO): DNA-binding transcription factor activity, RNA polymerase II-specific; RNA polymerase II transcription regulatory region sequence-specific DNA binding; zinc ion binding
Source: RefSeq, a predicted model, not a curated record